Molecule: messenger RNA, 3472 nt
Organism: Ictidomys tridecemlineatus (thirteen-lined ground squirrel)
Lineage: Eukaryota; Metazoa; Chordata; Mammalia; Rodentia; Sciuridae
Source: RefSeq, a predicted model, not a curated record
UUUACCUUGGGUGCCUUAGAUACUCUGAAUUCAGUGGUUGUUAGCCACUUUAGUCUGUUUUCAGAACCAGUGGAUCAACUAGAGGAAGCAGCUAUCAGACAAUUGGACAUGAGACCAUCAGGGUAGAGGAUGGCAUCAAGUUUGGAAAGUACUCCCCUUCCUCAGAACAUAGUUCUUGGGAAAAUUUAAUGUCGGUCCUUUAUGAUGUGUUCAUUUGUCAAAUACUGAGCAUCUAUAAAUAAUUUUCUGAUUGUCGGCAGCGUAAAAGGAAACUCAAAGCAGAAAAUGUCACCUGCAAAGCAAAUUUAUUUCCAUUCUUAGGUGUAAGAUCCCUGAUAGUUCAAACUGGCUUUAAAAUACAGUCAACAGGUGAUGCACGCUCCAGAGGCUGAGGCAGGAGGAGGAACAAAAGUUUUAAAGCCAGUGUCAGCAACAGCAGGCACUAAGCAACUCAGUGAGACCCUGCCUGAGCUUUCUUAAGCCGUCCCCUCCCUACCAAUCAAACCAGGCUCCCUAGGAGCCGGGACCCGACGAUCUCGGUACGUCACGAUGGAAGUGUGAAUUCUGGGUUGCGGGAGCGUCCGCACAGGCGGUAAGUGGAGAGAGCAGGUGGAACUAUGCGAGUGACGCCCUUGCGGAGUCCCCCACUGCCUGGUGCAGAGCGGUUAAGCCCAUACAAGCGCCGCAGACUUCUGCGGAAAGGAAAAGAGCAGAAGGCGACACGGUCCCGCCUCACCCUCACGAAGGAAAAGGGGAAACGUUCACGCCCAACAAGCGACCCCGCACUUUUUGUUGGCGCUGCCCCAACAACCGCCGGCCCGCGGACCCGGAAGUGGUUCUGCGCGCCCCUUGCCUCGGGAGCGGCGGUGUCCCCGUGCGUCUGCGCACACCAUCUCCAAGCGCGCCCUUUGUGCGGCGACGCUAGACAAGCCCGGCUGUCCUGCGCAAGCGCAGUCAAGGACUCGGUCCUGCGCUGCCCGGCCACCCCCACCACUCUGCUCAGCGACAUGAGUCGCCCCAGCAUCAGCAGCACAGCUGAAAAAGCAAAGACCCUGCUCUGGGGUAGUGAACUAAAUCUGGAGAGGCGAAGCUGCACCUUCAGACCUCAAGCGGAGAGGAAGGAGAGCUGUAGGCUGUUGCUCAAUGCGAUUUGCCUGGGGGAGAAAGCCAAAGAUGAGGUGAACCGAGUGGAGAUCGUGCCCUCGACAAACCAGGAAGACAAGAAGACGCAGCCCAUCACCAUUGCCUCACUGAAGGCUUCGGUCCUACCCAUGGUCGCCAUGACAGGAGUAGAAUUUUCUCCUCCAGUUACUUUUCACCUCCGGGCUGGCUCAGGGCCUGUGUUUCUCAGUGGCCAGGAAUGUUAUGAAACUUCAGACAUACCCUGGGAAGAAGAAGAGGAGGAGGAAGAGGUGGAGGAGGAAGAGGAGGAAGAAGAGGAAGAAGAGGAAGAGGAUGACAACGAGGCAGAUGUGUCUCUAGAGGACACACCUGUCAAACAAGUCAAGCGGCCGGCACUGCAGAAGCAGACCAGCGUUGCCAAGAAAAAAAAGCUGGACAAAGAAGAGGAGACAGAAAGGUCCAGCCUUCCAGAGAAGAGCCCUGUAAGAAAGGAAAAGGGUGAGCUGGGACUGAAGCAGGAGCUGACAAGUGGCAGAUAUGCAGGUGGGCUGUGUUUGCAGCAGCUGGCUGUUGGGAGGAGCAGGCGCUAGACAGCCCCAGUUGGGGGGUGUUGAACUUGGCACUAGGGGGUGGAGAUUAGCUGCGCAGCCAGGCUACUUCUCACUUCCCUUAUCACCUCCUGCAACCCCCCCACCACCAAUGCUAAUGAGCUGCACCCUUCUCCCCUCCUCCUUCCCCCCCUCCAGUGAAGGACAAAGUCGAACAAAGUGUAGGUAAACUGAGGUUGAGCCACGAGGGUCACUGCCCCCUUCCCCUGUUCUUGCAGCACUUUAGACUUUUCAGUCAUCUGAAAAACCAUCACAAAUCUCAGCUGACCUUCCUGGUGGCAGUUCUGACAACAUUAGUAGUGGCCAUUUCCUUUUAUGAACUGGGAGCCUGAGACCAGAGAAGGAAAGGGACUUGACAUGGUCACACAGCUGUGAAGGCCAAGCAAGGGGAUAGGAAAACACCCAGGUCCCUGCCUACAGCACGCCAGGCCUUGUAGCUCCCCAACCUGGGGCACACCACUGACUCUCCCCUGGGGGCAAAGGAGCAAAUUGAACCAGAAGCCAGGCCUCCUAAUGCCAAAUGGACAGGACAAGGAGACAAAGAGAUCUCACCCAGGAAGCAGGCUACUCUGCCAUGCCCCAGAGCCCCCUGGCACCAGCCUCGGCUGAGUCCCAAAGCCAAUCUUGACUGCUAGCAUCUGUUACCAUGGAGACCUGGGCUGAGAUUGGGUCAGUAAUGGCAGACCCUGUCCCCACCCACAAGAACCUGGAGCUCAGGCUUAGAGGCCUAGAACAAAUCCCACUGUCCCUUGGGUGAAUGAACCCUAAGGGCAUAAGGUAGAAUCCCCCUCCCUCUACCAGCGGACACCACUGUGGAGCAUCAGGGCCUGAGCCCUGUGAAUCUGUGCCUGCAAUCCCACCUGACCCCUGGGUUGGAGGUUGGCUGGAGGUGGCCUCUAACACCCUCUCUGGGAGCUGAUGGGUUUGGGCAUGAAGGCAGAGGUUCCCCAAGGGAUCAAGACAGAAUCUGAUGGGGAGAGACACUGGGGUAGGUUCCUGGAAGAGGCAGAGACUGAAACAGGCUUAGAGUAAUGGGAAGAAUGUGGAAGAGGAGUGCAGAGGAUGGCUCAGCAGGGGGCGAGAGGCGGGCGGGUUGGGGUGUGGUCAGGGAACUGCAGGCACUGUGCUAGGAUGUGCGCAUCUGGCCUUUUGUCAUGCACCACCGUGCCAGCAGUGAAACACGAGGUGAGUCACCAACCCACUGAGUCUCAUCUGUGGAAUGAUGGGUUGAACCAGAUCAUGAAGCUCUAAAAUCGCUUCCAGUUUUGAUGCCAUUUGAAUCUGAUCCCAAAGCCCUGGAUUCCCCAGGUUACUUGAGCCUCCACCCUCCUUAAACCAGUUCUGGCAACUUACUCCUGGGCCCCCUGGUUGGGGCUUAAGCCGGGGGAGGCGGAGCUGGACAGCCCCCUGCUGGAGCUGGACGGAGCCCGGGCGGGGGCUGCUUGGCUUGUUUGUGUGUGGGGCCAGGGUGGCAGACCACUUUGUGGAUUGCUGAAGCUCAGGAAGGUGAGAGGAACCUGGAGGUGAGAGUUUCACCCUAAAAGUCAGCUCCUUAGGUAAAUGAACCCACACCUAGCAUUUCCCUUCUCCCUUCCCAGGGCACCAAGAACUCCAGGGAGUCAGAGCUGAGACCUGGGCUUCUCUCAGAGACCCCCUCCUGCACUCCCCACUCCCACUGUCACCAACGUCCCCUUUCUGUAGGGGGGAGACAGCACAGAGCUCCCUGGCCAUCAGCUUUCAGG